This is a messenger RNA of Cryphonectria parasitica EP155, 1658 nucleotides long. RefSeq lists its product as uncharacterized. NCBI's taxonomy places the organism in Eukaryota, Fungi, Ascomycota, Sordariomycetes, Diaporthales, Cryphonectriaceae. The record is from RefSeq and is a predicted model, not a curated record. The transcript is spliced from 4 exons. The coding region runs from base 1 to 1614 and encodes 537 amino acids.
AUGAUCGCUGAGGUCCCACCUCAUCUAGUGACUACAACAAACAGCGCCGCCAGAUUCGCAUACAGGGCCAUCGGUGAAAAUAGCACCACGGAUACUGCUGAUGAGCUGGUUUUCGUGGAAGAGUUCGAUGCGUUUGUCAAGCGAGGCAAAGUUCCAGAUCUCACAAAUUGUUUCGAUGGGUCAAAGAAACAAUUGGAGCUUUUCGAGGCUACCAUGAAAAGAUUUGUGAAGAAUAUGGCAACUCGAAAGAGAUUCAGAUCCCUUGGCAUCGACUUGAAAGAUCCGACACAUUGUGAUCUCAGUUAUGUCUUCAAGGUAGCAACAGCCGCUGUCGAGCAGCGGGAUGGGACAGGAAGCUUGCGGACUUGCAAAGACUUCGCCCGAAAGUGUUUCAAGAGCGCAAGCAAACGGCAUACAGCUCUUGGUGCCAUAAUGUCCAUGAUCCCUAGCGAUAUCUACGGGUCAGCCAUUUCGGGAGGCGUUAUGACCAUCCUAGCGGUAUCCAAGCUUACAUCCAAGAUAAAGUUCGGGGCUGAGGAUCAAAUCACCAGUGCCUUAGCCUCUCUAGAUAGCAGCCUUGCCGAGUUCCAAGCAGAGUUGGAUGUGUGUACUCAGCUUCGAAUGGGUCGCAUGGACGAGAAUAUACGAAGAAUCCAAGAGGCUGCGAUCAGUAAGUCGAAUCAAUUGGCAAUAAACACAGUCACGGACAAGGGCAACAACGACGGUACAGCCAGUCAUUCUGAGAGGAACAAUAGUAUUGUCGGCUCAUGGUUGGAUUUGAUUGGAGACUUCGACGCGAGUUCCGAAAAUCACGUCAAAGAAUGCAUUCGCGCUGGUCUUGGCCAACUUACACUGGAGGACCGGGAAAAGAGCCAGUGGAUCAUGUCUUCUGGCGAGGUUCGCAAUUGGCUGCGCCUGGACCAGUCCAGUGUUCUGAACAUCAGAGCUGAAGAAGCACCACAGGGCCUAUUCCAUUCUCUGUCUUUCACAGCCGCUCUGCUAGCUGAGACACUCCAAAAGUCGACCAACUACCCUGUCUUAUCUUUCUUCUGCGGACUGCGGACCAACGACUCAUUCGACAGUGAAUUAUGUGGUCAUAUGGCGGUUCUUAAGAGCCUUGACGGACAGCUAAUGAAAUUUUGCCUCGAAAAGCGACCAGGAGUUGACUUGUCAUCACUUGAGCAGCAAAAGAAGCGGCUGAUCAAGAAGUCAACCGAGGCGCCCAAAUAUGCCUUCCGGCUUUUCCGCGAACUCCUCGGAUUACUGGAGGAAAAGGACGUCGUGUUCGUUAUUCUCGACUCUUGGUCUCGGUUGCUUGGAGACAGAACACAAGCAGACAAGAUUAUUGAGAAGCUGUCACAAACAACCAAAGAAUUGCCUAACCUGGUGAUCAAGAUACUCGUUCUCGAUGCACUUGCUUCGGACGCUGUGAACCAGGUGGCUGACGUGUGCCUCUAUGUGCCCGAAGAGGUCGACUGUUGGAAGAAUGAUGUACAAUUGGGCCAUUUGGAGCAAAGUAAUCUGUGCAUGGUGGAGGAGCUGCAAGAGACACAGCGAAAGAAACGUGAGGACUUGGUCGAAUCAGACUCGGAGGAUUCAGAAGCAAAUUGGUAGAGCCAGAUGAUUCCAUGAUUUUCAUAUUCUGUUAGUAACCUCAG